This is a messenger RNA of Monodelphis domestica (gray short-tailed opossum), 5280 nucleotides long. NCBI's taxonomy places the organism in Eukaryota, Metazoa, Chordata, Mammalia, Didelphimorphia, Didelphidae. The record is from RefSeq and is a predicted model, not a curated record.
UAGUAUCAACUCUAAGACAGAAAAGUGAUUAGGGUAAGGCAUCUGAGGUUAAGUGGCUUGCCCAGGGUCACACAGCUCUGCUACCUUUCAAUGUAACGAGUUCAUAGGAAGAAUCUAGAACAAUAUAUUCCCAUGGUUACAAGCCUCUGCCUCUUAUCAGAAAGCAUCACAAGCAUCUAGCAGGAUAACCGAGAUAGCCCCCAGGUGGAAGACAAGCUAUUUCGGCAUGGAGACCGGAGUCCCAUUGAAACCUUUCCGAAAGAUCCCUAUCAAGAAUCUGCUUGGCCUCGGGGAUUUGGACAACUUAGUCUGCUUGGGAUGGAGCAGCACUAUGAACUUGGAACAUAUUUAAGGAAAAGAUAUUCCAAAUUCUUGAAUUCCACUUACAAUCGGAAUGAGGUUUAUGUCCGAAGCACAGAUGUUGACCGGACCCUGAUGAGUGCCAUGACCAAUCUUGCUGCCCUCUUUCCACCAGAAGGCCCAAGUAUUUGGAACCCCCAAAUCCUUUGGCAGCCGAUUCCAGUUCAUACAGUGCCAACUUCUGAAGAUCAGUUGCUGUACCUUCCUGAUAUAAAAUGCCCUCGACUUCAAGAGCUUCAGGGAGAAACUUUGAGGUCAAAGGAAUAUCAAAACUUGCUGUCUCCAUAUAAGGAUUUUAUAAGUACUUUACCAGCGCUUUCAGGACUCGAAAUCAAGGACCUUAAUGGAAUUUGGAAUAAAAUCUAUGAUCCUUUAUUUUGUGAGAGAGUUCACAAUUUUACUCUACCCUCCUGGGCCACUGCAGACACCAUGGCAAAGCUGGAGGAGCUGUCCAAAUUAUCUCUCUUGUCAACCUUUGGAAUUUAUAAGCAGAAAGAAAAGGCUCGACUUCAGGGAGGUGUUCUGGUGAAAAAAAUUGUUGAUUAUUUCCAGAAAGCAGCCAAUGAAUUGAAUGCAAAAAAAUUCAUCAUCUACUCAGGGCAUGACACUACUAUUGGGGCCCUGCAGAUGGCACUUGAUGUUUUUAAUGGAAAAUUUCCGCCUUAUGCUGCCUGCCACAUAAUGGAACUAUACCUUGAAAAUGGGCAAUACAACGUUGAAAUGUACUAUCGGAAUGACACACAGCAGGAUCCUUACCCCCUCACCCUACCAGGAUGCACGGCCAGCUGUCCACUGAAGCAGUUUGUUGAGCUGGUCUCCCCUGUAAUGACAGAAGACUGGUCAAAGGAGUGUUUCAGAAUUAGUGAAGACCAAGUUCUAAGGAUAGCACUGACUGCCUUUUGCCUCUCAUCUGGUGUUUUGCUGGUGUUGCUGUUUAUCCUCUUCCAUUAUGGACCCUGCAGAAAGAGGAGCCCCUAUCAGUCCAUUUAAAAGGAUGAUUAAAGCAAGGACAGAGAAGCUGUACGAGAUUCCUGGUCUUGGAAUGAAAUCACGGCCGUUCAAUAACUAACUGCCACCAGAUUGACAGCUGAAGGCAUACCUUCUUAGGAUUCAUUGGUCACCUCAGCUGUGGAUGGAGGCUGACAGUGUCAUCUGGCUGGAUAAGGGAGGUGGCUCUCUGACAAAGGAUUGUUGAGUCCCAUAUUGGUAUCCUCAUUAUGCCCAUCUCACCAAGAGAUCAGAGUGGUCAGUAUAGUAGGUCACAAAAGGAAACCAACUUUAGAUUGCCUGUUUCCCCAAAAGAAUGAAGGCAUUUGGGACUGAACAAAGAUUAAGAUUAAAGGAAGCUAAAUGAAGAGAAAAUAUGGAAGAUUAGCGUCAUAAGGUAUAGCCUUCAAGAUAUAAGGACCAGUCAGAAACUAUAAGUGAUCAUCUUAAAACAACAACAACAACAACAACUAAGAUGUAGUUAGAAUAUAGAAAUGGAAAAUAUGGUUUGAGUUCUAGCAACAGACUUCUAGCUAGAAUAUUUUCAAAAUCCAAAGAGGAAGGUACUCAAAUUCCCUAAUUUAUAACAGUAACUUUUUUAGCUCUAGAUCCAUCCAAUAUAAUGUUGUUUAGUCAUUUUUCAGUUGUUGGAUUUUUCAUGACCAUAUUUGUAGUUUUCUUAACAAAGACACUAACUGGAGUGGACUUCCAUUUCCUUCUCCAGCAUAUGAUGUUAGAAAUAAAAAACAAGUAGAACUAAGAAUUGAAAAUGUCUACAAUGGGAAAACAAUGAGAAAAUUCAUGAAUCAUGGUUCAUGGUUCAAGGAAGGAAGGAAGGAAGGAAGGAAGGAAGGAAGGAAGGAAGGAAGGAAGGAAGGAAGGAAGGAAGGAAGGAAGGAAGGAAGGAAGGAAAGUAGGGAGGGAGGGACAAAUUUCAUAUCUUGCAUUUCAUGCCAUGUCUUUAGCUCAGCCAUUAUUUUGCUAGUGACACAUCUCAGGGCUUCAAUUUCUUCAUCUUUAAGAGGAUUGGACUCAAUGGACUCUGAGAUCCUUUCCAGCUCUAAAUUUAUGAUCCUAUGAGCUCAUAUUAAUAAAAUAUUGGCUUUGAACAAUGAAUGAAAUCAUUGUUCAUGAAUUGGUUAAUUAUUUUUGAAUGGUAGAUAAUAGGAUACUUAGAUAUAAUAUCCUUCUUACCUCAGGGAUGAUAGUCAAAAUUUUUAUGUCUUUAUUUUUCAUGAGAAACAGUGAUAUAGUUAAUAGAAUCCUGGGCUUGGAGUAGACCUGGGUUCAGAUCUAUCUCUAUUAGUUAUUCUGCCUAUGUAACCCUCAGUGCUCCAGGGAAAUCCCUAAGAUUAUAUUAAGAGGCAAAGGUACUGGUCUGCAUUGUUCAAAGAAGUACCUUGCUGGGAGCUCUUCACAUUGAUAAAAUCACAGGUCCAACACACACACACACACACACACACACACACACACACAUAUACAAGUCCAUCCUUGGUUAGUACAAUUAGAGAUGCAAAAGCAAAGAUGCUAGAGAACUGAAACUGGGAUCUGUAAAAUCUACAUUCAAAUCCAGCCCCAGACACUUAGCAGCUAUGUGACCCUGGACAAACCUCUUAACAUCUGUCUGCCUCAAUUGUAAAAUGAAUGUAAUAAUUACAUUUACCUCAUAGGACUGUUGUGAAGCUCAAGUGAGAAAAUAUUUGUGAAGUGCUUAGCAGAGCCUAGCCCACAGUAAGCAUUUAAAUAAAUGUCCAUUUCCUUCCUCUAUCUCUCUUUUAUUUGUUUUUACUGUAAUUUUGUUUAAUUGUCAAGCAUUUUUUUCUUCCUCACACUGGAAAAAAAAAGAAAAGAAAAAGAAAACCCAAAAGACAAUGGAUUCAUAGAAUUAUAUAUUUAGAUCUGGAAGGAACCCCAUAGGAGGUUUUAGAGUGGAGGAAACUGGGGUCCUAAGAAGUUAGUUAAGUAACUUGCCUAAGAUGACACAGCUAGUUAAUGACAGCUUUAGAACCUGGAGUAGCUAUAGGGCCCCAUGAUAGAACAUCAACCCAGAAUCAGGAAGAGCUGUGUUCAAAUCCAGCCUCAGAUACUAACUAGCUGUGUGACUCUGGGCAAGUCACUUAACCUCUAUUUCAGUUUCUAAAAUAGGCAUAAAAUAGCAUCUACCUCCCAAGGUUAUUGUGAGGAUCAGAUGAGAUAUUGUUGCCAAGUGCUUCACAAACUUAAUGCAUAGAUGAUAACUAUUAUCAUUUUCCCUUAAAGCAUAAAUGAUUCUUAAAUACCAGGGGUUUGGGAGGGCACCAGUUUUCCUCAACUGUCUCAUUUGAAUAAUAAGGAAAAAAUUCUAUUUACUAUUUUCUCUCCCCCAAAAUCCAAUUUACCCUCCCAAAGAUGAAAAUUAGGUCUGCCUUGAGUCAUUUCCUGGGAGAUACUAUGUUGACAAAUACUAUAAUUAUUUUUUAAGUUUUGUGGCAGAAUGAAAAACCAAUGGUGACAAAUGAUCCAUAACAAUAAAUCAGAGAACACAAAUGCAUCCUGUAACAUUUGUCAGGAGAGAAACUAAUCAUGCAGCUUCAAGAUCCAGACUCUGUGAGAUUAGCUAAAUUGGCUGCACUCAUGAAAGUGACUUUUUUUCAAAUGUGACCAAGAUGAUAAGGUCCUUGCAAUACUGGUCUUCCAUCUCUGCCAUCAUAAUAAAUACUACUUAGAUUACAUUGCUCAGAACUUAAGCAAGCAUAAUUACCCAUUUUAUGAACAGUUCAGAUAGAUGAUUGAUUAAGACUGAAGAGCAGAGUGUCCAAAGGAAGACAGGAAGAUUUCGUAGGAGGCUGGCUUGCCCGAAAUAGAAAUUUUUCUGGGAGAAAAAGAAUUAAGUGAGGACUUAGACAAUUAGUCCAUGAUGAUGCUACUCGAGACCUGAAUGAUUGCUGAUAGGAAAGAGCCAUUUGUAUCUUCAAGGGUAUCAGGAUAUUUCAAGCAUUCUUUGAAUUUUGCCAUUCCUAAUCAUGCUCUACAAAACCUGUCUAUAGCAAGCCCAUGACUACCCUUUUUGCUAGCACCUUCCCUAUUUUCUCCUCUAAGAGUCAGCUAGGUUUGGUAAUAGAUAGAGUGAGCACUGACUUUGGAGUCAGAAAGACCUGAAUUCAAAUCCAGUUUCAAACACUUACUUACCAGUUAUGUGACUAUGACCCUGGACAUCAGUUAAUUAUUCUGUCUCAGGUUUGUUUUCCUUUUUUCAUAUAUAAAAUGGAGAUAAUAAUAAUACCUACCUCCUAGGUUUAUCUUGAGGAUCAAGUGAGAUUGUAUUUUUAACGCUCUUAACACAGUGACAAGCAUAUAGGGGCUUGCUUCUUUCUAUCCUCUUUUUUUUUUAAUUAUCAAGCAUUUUUCCUCCCUCUCACCUCUCCCUUCCAAUAGAAAAAGGAAAAGAAAAAGAAAACUUUCAUAACAAAUGUCAUCAAACAAAAUAAUGCCGUCUUCUCUCUAAGUUUUCUGAACUUUCUCUGCCUUUUUUUUUCCUAGCUCCCCUUUCUUUCUCUUCUGUGUUUAGGAAGAUUCCAAGUCAUAAUAAGAAGUAUCACGGUAGCAUUGGCAUGCAUAUUCUCAUUUGAUCCUUACAACAAGCUUGGGAGAGAGGUGCUACUGUUCCCCAUUUUACUGGUGAUGAAACUGAUAAAGAAUUUAAGCUACUUUUCUGGGGUCACCUACCAAGUUAGAUUCAAACGCAGGUCUUCCUGAACCCAAAUCCCAUACGAUCCACUGUACCAUCUAGCUACCACUCCAAACAAAUAAACUGAGCCAUUGAAUCCAAAUGCCUUUGAGACAGAGUUUGCUCUUUGUGAAGAAGCAAACUUUGAUAAAUAAAAUAGUUUGUUAAAUGUAAAAUGUCACUUUCCAUCUAUAGAAGUGAAGGAAUAAAAUGGUAUGUUUCUUGUC